This is a messenger RNA of Sander lucioperca (pikeperch), 1619 nucleotides long. RefSeq names its product gem (nuclear organelle) associated protein 8 (gene gemin8). Gene Ontology annotation, biological process: spliceosomal snRNP assembly. Gene Ontology annotation, cellular component: SMN complex. The record is from RefSeq and is a predicted model, not a curated record. Bases 152 to 754 code for a protein of 200 amino acids. The transcript is spliced from 4 exons. NCBI's taxonomy places the organism in Eukaryota, Metazoa, Chordata, Actinopteri, Perciformes, Percidae.
CUCAAAGGCUGCUGGGAAAUUUGUCUUUCAGGAAGCAGCAUGAGCCACUAAAUAAAUAAGUUGCCAUCACGCAGAAUUAGCAGGUUGGCGGGCGGAAUAACGUUAGCAAAGUUACCAGGAAGAUUCACUCAACCUGCAUGCGUCUUCAAUCAUGCAGGAGGACAUAAGCUCCAUGAUGUCCUGGUUCUCCAGCCCCGUGUACAGCCGCUACUGGCAGCACUACCAGCAGGCCAUGGCCUGGCACCAGAGACACGGGCGAGCCUACCGAAAGGCCUUGGAGGCGGCCUACGGCUGCAGCCAGGAGCGGUAUCCCAGCAGCCACCAGCAGCGCUACGCUGACUGGAACGCAGGAGAGGAAGAGGACGGAGAGGACGGGGACGAGGACGAGGAGAGCGGCUCGGACAGUGAGAUCGAGUGCGACGUCAGCAACAUGGAGAUCAGCGAGGAGCUUCGGCAGUACUUCGCCCAGACAGAGAAACACAGAGAGGAGCUGAAGAAGCAGCAGCAGUUGGAGGCCGAGCAGCACGAGAGCUAUGUGCCGGCAGACCAGGACCUGCGCGGCGCCUCCUGGCGAAGUAGCAUGGCCCCUCCCUUGGAGCGACCCGGCGAAAGACGCGGGGCUGAGAUGAAGAAGCUGUAUGGCAGGGAUGCCGCCAAGAUCCUGGCCAUGGAGGCGGCAAUGCAGCUCAAUUUUGACAGAAACUGUGACCUCAAACAGCCCAAGUACUGGCCUGUUAUUCCACUGAAACUGUGACGGCUGCGGGCUGUGAACGCUUUGAUUUGGAGGAAAUCCCUUCCCUGAUCUCUUGGUGAGACGGCAGCUUUGUCGUGUAAUGGAUUGUGGCUGCUGAUGGAGAACUGAUGGUGUCGCUUAGCUGAGGGUUACGAGUUAUUUUAAGCACAAAAAAAGUUGCAUAAAUUAGCUGAGCUUCUGCUCAGACAGACGUGAAUGUUACUGACCUGUCAGCGGCUGCUCUAAAUGAAAACGUAUGAUUUCUUUUUAAUGCUACAUAUAACGUUGGAUUUCUUUGUUGCUUUACACGUUUACAGAAGUUUAUUUUUAACUCAGGAUCAAGCGUGCAACACUAUCAUUUAUCCAAGAGACUGCAUGGUUGUACGUGGUCCUUCCAAAGUUGUUUUUGACAGAUUUCGGGACCAAAACUGAAAAGCAUCGAGAAUAAAAGUGAGUGUCCGCUGAGGUUCAGAGGUGCAGUAAAACUGCUCCUGUAGGUAAAUGUAUUCAAACAUGUGCCUGCGUGUUACCUCCUAAUCUGUUUCUGUGUACCCUCUAGCUGGGUGAUGAUGCAUGCUGCAGGACCUCCUCUUAUGCUUAUCGACUUGGUCUAACCACAAAACCAUUUUCAACCCCCCUUCCUCUGUCGCUGCAUCUGAUAUUCCACAUUUCAACAUACACGGAGAGUGUGUAUUUUGUUUUUGUCGUUUCUAAACUGACGUUUCAUCGCGUUCAAAGCUGCUCAUGUGGUUUCUCAGGAGAGACAUUGACUAUUCUCUUUUAUCUUGUGCUUGCACCACCCAGCACCCCCCUUUUUAGACUGAAGGAUGUGUAUUUUAAUAUGAUUCUGUUUUCAAUAAAGUGUUCCCCGUCUGGAUUAAACCUG